Solanum pennellii is the source of this 1338-nucleotide messenger RNA. RefSeq lists its product as uncharacterized. Bases 37 to 921 code for a protein of 294 amino acids. The record is from RefSeq and is a predicted model, not a curated record. The transcript is spliced from 6 exons. NCBI's taxonomy places the organism in Eukaryota, Viridiplantae, Streptophyta, Magnoliopsida, Solanales, Solanaceae.
AUAAAGACUAAAGAUACAUUGAAGAAUCAUCAAGUAAUGAAGGACGUUUCAGAACUUCAAUCCCCAAAUUCAAAUAGUCAUCAUACUGAUGAAACAUGUGAACACAGUAAGGAUGCUCCAUCAGCGCAAACGCCUCAUCAUUUAUUUGAAGGAACAAUGAACGAAGAUACAUCGGAUUCUACACCAUCUGGUUCAAUAUCUCCAGAUACACGAGAAACCAUGAAUACACUUAUUGCUGAUCUAGGAAGUCUGCCUAUUCAUGCAAAUCAACAGAAGUUAACCGAAAAUCAAAGUUUGCUUUCGGACAGUCAAUUACCAAUUGAUAUUUCAAUCACAAAUAUUGUUGUCCGAAGCGAAAUAAAUACUCCUCAUGCACGUAUCCGGAUGCCUUCGAGAAACUGCAAAUCUCCUUAUUUAACUUCAUUUGGGUCAACUGAAAAAGGAAAAGCGGUCAUGACUGAUGUAAUUCGUCCAAAUUUUCCAUUUCAAGGAUGUGAGAUCACAAACCAAGCCCCUUCAUAUCUGAUUGAUGAGUUUAUUGAGUGGGUUACUACAGGGCUUCUUAAAGCUCAUUCAAAAAAGAAACCAUCAGAAGAUAAAUACAAAUCAAGAGCAUCUUCAUUGGGUUUUGAAAUGAUGGAUUAUGUCGUUGCAUUUCCGACAAAUAAGAAUUGGUUUUAUGCCAUGUCUCAGCCUAAAAACUGUUGGACUGAUCAGCACAUCGAUGUUAUUUUUUACUACAUUCGUAAAAAUUCAAAACUUCGAAGCAUGAAUCAGUAUAGAUACACAACAGUCAAUGGUUUGUUCAGCACACAUAUCAACAAUAUCCAUGAUAGGUAUUAUAACAAUGAGGCUGAUGAUGAUAUUAGUACCCAAGAACACCUUGAUCGUGCAAGAGCUGUAUCAGUACAUGAGAGGUAAGUAAUCAACGUCAUGAAAGGUUUUUCAAUACCAGCUGGAUUACCAUGGCAUCUGGUGGACGAUGUUUAUAUUUCGAUUAAUUAUGAUGGAAAUUUUCAUUGGGUAUUAGCUGUGGUUGAAUUGAAUAAGAGGUUGAUACGCGUGUAUGACUCUUCUUUGGGCACAAGGAAACGUGUAUAUUCUGAGGAGAUAAAAAAUUUGUCAAGGAUGCUACCUUCUUACCUCAUUGACAGUGGUUUCUUUGAAAACACUGAGUGGACAAACUGGUCAGUUCUUGAUGCAUACAAGGACAAACAAACGGGUGUACCUUUAGAGUCACAUAUUCCUUUCAACAUUGAAUACGCUGAAGGUAUCAUGCAACAAGAAGACGAUAGCCUGGACUGCGGGUUAUACGUAGCUACAUUUGCAGAGUUUUUG